AUGAGCUCUGCUGUGGCUUCGGCCUUGCACGGCUUGGUCGGGCCUCUGGUUGGACUGGACAGGAGGCUGGUUGUUUGCGAGCCUUGUGCUGGAAUAAGUGCCUGGAAAGCCAUAUGUGACAGCGUCGGAUUAGUUUGGUCCCCCGAGGAUUGCUACGAGUUUGAUGCAGCUUUAGGUGCGUUUUGGAGGAAGCAUCUGGGAACACGUGCCCAGUCCAUGCAUCUGGACGAAGCUGGUGACAUCAACUUCAUAAAUUGCAACGAUCUUGAGAGUGACGUCGAAGUGCUGGUGGCAGGACCACCAUGUCAGCCUUGGAGUCCCAGUGGCAAGCGAGGGGGUGAAUACGACGACAGGAGUUUGGUUUAUUUGCAGGUGAUCAGCAUGAUCGUGCAUUAUGCACACAAAGGCUCCUUGUUGUUUUUCCUGGUGGAAAAUUCAUCAUUGCUGGCCAAGUCUGCUUUCUUAAGGGAUGUUAUGCAAUACUUGUCGGCGGCCCUUCCGUGGUUUGUUGUGGAUUAUGUCAAGCAGGACCUCCAGGCUGUGUUCCCCCAUUCCAGGUCCAGGGUGUGGUUGCGUGGGCUUCGCCGAGAUUGUUGCAAACAGAACAUAAUCCCUCAACCCGUGCGGGAUCCGUGGAAGUUGGCAGGCUGUCCCAAGCCCAGCUUGAGGUCCUUGUUGAUGCAAGGCAUUGGCAACACGGAUCCCGGUUUGCUGUCUGCAAAGCAGCAGCACAAUCUGCAAAGAUACAAAGGUUUCGUGAAGCAAGAUUUGCUUCACGGCCACGGCUUUGAGAUUGCGGUCCUGGAAAUAGACAGAGCACCUGGCAACAAGUACGGUUCUCGAUAUUAUCGGGAUGUUUGCCCGGCUUUGCGAAGCUCAGGUGGUAGGCUGUUCGUGUUGUCCACAGCUGACCUAGAUCAGGAAUGGUGGGAGCAGGAGUUCCACCGGCCGUUGACCGCUCAAGAGAGACUUGUGUUGCAGGGGCACAGCCGUGAGUUGUAUUAUGAUUUCUACAGAUCCUCCGACUGUGUGAAAGCCACCGGCAAUGCGUUUCACACAUUGGCUUUGGCCAUGAUGAUGCAGCCUUUGUGUCAGGCUGCACUUGAUGCUGGAAAAAUGCAAAGCAGCAACCAGCAAGCCCCCUUGCAGGCGAAUGAGAUAGCAACCCUGUGCCGUGUUGCAGAUGCUGGAACUCAAGCUUUCAAGAAGCUUCGGAGAAUAUAG
Molecule: messenger RNA, 1224 nt
Organism: Symbiodinium necroappetens
Lineage: Eukaryota; Dinophyceae; Suessiales; Symbiodiniaceae
Source: the annotation of a GenBank genome assembly